This is a messenger RNA of Melopsittacus undulatus (budgerigar), 1326 nucleotides long. It is a transcript of the gene CHODL, whose product is annotated as chondrolectin. The coding region runs from base 1 to 882 and encodes 293 amino acids. Gene Ontology annotation, biological process: positive regulation of axonogenesis. The transcript is spliced from 7 exons. NCBI's taxonomy places the organism in Eukaryota, Metazoa, Chordata, Aves, Psittaciformes, Psittaculidae. Gene Ontology annotation, cellular component: cytoplasm. The record is from RefSeq and is a predicted model, not a curated record.
AUGGGGUCCGGAGGUGGGCUGGGGCUGGCGGCGGUGCUGGCUGCCGCCGUGCUGUGCGGGCCCGGGGGUCUCGCUGGGCGCGUCCUCAGCGGUCAAAAGGUGUGCUAUGGUGACUUCAAGCGUUCUUGUUACAAGUUAGCUUAUUUCCAGGACUUGUCUAGACGUGUGGGCUUUCAGGAGGCCCGCCAAGCUUGUGAAUUGGAUGGUGGGUCUUUACUGAGCUUGGAAAGUGAAGCUGAACAGCAGCUAAUAGAAAACAUGUUGCAAAACCUCACUAAAUCAGGCGCUGGGAUUUCUGAUGGUGAUUUCUGGAUUGGGUUGUGGAGAAGCAGUGAUGGACUAGCCACCUCAAGUGCUUGCCCUGACCUCUACCAGUGGGCUGAUGGAAGUAUUUCACCAUUCAGAAAUUGGUAUACAGAUGAACCUUCCUGUGGAAGUGAAGCCUGUGUUGUGAUGUAUCAUCAGCCAACUGCAAACCCUGGUCUGGGAGGGCCAUACCUUUAUCAAUGGAAUGAUGAUAGAUGUAACAUGAAGCACAAUUUUAUCUGCAAGUAUGGUCCAGAUAUUGUCUUAGAAAAAGAGUUAAGAGACAGAGCGGAGCCAGAUUACGAUAUUUUUCCAACAGUGCCAGCAGGAAAUCCUUAUGACACAAGCAAACCAGAAGAUCAGUAUCAUGUUAUUGCUACUGAAACAGGUAUAAUUCCAAAUCUAAUUUAUGUUGUAAUACCCACUAUACCACUACUGCUGUUGAUACUGGUGGCUUUUGGGACUUGCUGUUUCCAGAUGCUUCAUAAAAGUAAAGGAAGAACAAAAACCAGUCCAAACCAGUCCACACUAUGGAUUUCAAAGACGCCUAGGAAGGACAGUAGCAUGGAGGUAUAAUGACUGAAAAAAAAGCAGAAAUAACAUUUUGCAGUCAGGCUGUAUUAUGUUGUCAAAGAACAUUAGCUUGGAAUGGCUUGAAAAUGCAAAGGAUCUACAAGAAUGAACUGUAAGCUCCCCCUUGAGGCAAAUGUUCAGAUCAUUUUUAUAUAAUGUUUGAUUUUUAAUUCAGUAACAAAAUAUGCCAUGCUAAAUAAAGGGUAUGUGUUUAUUUUGCUAAGAGAUGUAAGUUAGCUAGUUGUGAGCAAUGAAAUGAACAGAGUGUUUGAAGUUUUUAUGGGGAAAUAACUACAAUGUAUAUUGGUUUUAAGACUGUUUGUAGUUAAACAAACCCUCUUGGUUUCCUUUAGUCUUUCAUGCAUUGUAACCUAGUUGAUGUACUGUAAAUGGAACUGACAAUUUUACAGUGUAACAAUUAUUUAUCUUUGCAUAAAUGUUUGAUAC